AUGGAGGGCGUCGAGGAGAUUGUCAUCGCCGGCGCCGGGCUCGCCGGUCUCGCGACGGCCCUGGGGUUGCACAGGAAAGGGGUGAGGUGCGUGGUGCUGGAGUCGUCGGCGACGCUGCGUGCGUCGGGGUACGCCUUCACCACAUGGACCAACGCCUUCCGCGCCCUGGACGCCCUGGGCGUCGGGGACAAGAUCAGGGAGCACCACCUGCUCUACGAGAGCAGCGGGCCUCACGAGAUUCGGUGCGUGAAGCGCAACUUCUUGCUGGAGACGCUGGAGGAGGAGCUGCCGGAGGGCACCAUCAGGUACUCCUCCAAGAUCGUCGCCAUCGAGGAAGAGGGCAACGUCAAGCUGCUGCACAUGGCCGACGGCUCCAUCAUCAGAGCCAACGUUCUUGUGGGGUGUGACGGAGUGAACUCGGUGGUGGCCAAGUGGCUGGGCCUGCCCAAGCCGAUCCUCUCGGGGCGGUCCGCCACCCGGGGCCUCGCCGAGUACCCGGACGGGCACGGCUUCGGGCCCGAGAUGCUGCAGUUCAUCGGGCAGGGCUUCCGCUCCGGCGUGCUCCCCUGCUCCGACACCUCCGUGUACUGGAACUACACCUGGUACCCGUCCCCGGCGGACGGGGACGCGGAGGAGAGCGUGGACAAGAUGCGGCGGCACGUGCUGGCCAGGCUUCGGGCCGCCAAGAUCCCCGCGGAGGCGCUGGACGUGGUCGAGCGGGGCGAGAUGAGCGAGGUGGUGUCGUCGCCGCUGCGGUUCCGGUCCCCGCUGGCGCUGGUCCGGGGCAGCAUCUCCAGGCGCGGCGUGUGCGUGGCCGGCGACGCGUUCCACCCGAUGACCCCGGAGCUCGGGCAGGGCGGCUGCGCGGCGCUGGAGGACGGCGUCGUCCUUGCCCGAUGCCUCGGCGAGGCCUUCGCCGUCGGCGGGCACGGGAGCGCCGAGGCGGCCCUGGAGAAGUACGCCGGGGAGCGGAGGUGGCGCGCCGUCCGGCUGGUCACUGCCGCGUACGUCGUCGGCUUCGUGCAGCAGAGCAGCAACCCGGCGAUCAAGUUCCUGAGGGAGAGGUUCCUGUCCGGGUUGCUGGCCAGAGUGAUGGUCGACAUGGCCGACUUCGACUGCGGGAAGCUCUAG
Messenger RNA from Triticum turgidum subsp. durum (durum wheat), 1131 nucleotides. The record is from the annotation of a GenBank genome assembly. NCBI's taxonomy places the organism in Eukaryota, Viridiplantae, Streptophyta, Magnoliopsida, Poales, Poaceae.